GGAUUCUAAAGAAAAAAUUUAUUUCAAUGGUAUGAGACAAAGUCUUUAGAGAGAGAGAGAGAGAGAGCGCUUUUUGUUGGGUUCUUUGCCGAAGAAUUUUCAUUUACAGUGAGCAAAAGAGUGGUAAAGAAAGAUCUCAAAUAUGUUUAAUGGAGCGCCAGACCAGUUCCACGAGUUCAUAGCUUCGAGAGCAGCUCUCACAUUCCCUCUUCCACUCACUCUACCUCUCCAUGUCUCUCCUCCUUACUUCUCCGGUUUGGAUCCCUCCCCUCCUCAGCACCAAGUAUUCCAGUCUCAUUCCCUCCUCCUUCACCAAUUGCACCGACAGUCCCCGUCGGUCGAAAAUGAUGAACAGGAAGAAGAAAGGGAGAUGGAUCGAACCAUGCAACUUCAAGGACUGAAAUCGACAUCUAAACUGAUAGAUCCAUGGACGGAAGAGGAAAUACUUGCACUGUUGAGGGCCAGAUCUAGCAUCGAGACUGGGUUUUCAGACUUCAUUUGGGAACAUGUUUCAAGGAAGCUUGCAGAGCUUGGAUUCAGAAGGAGUCCUGACAAAUGCAAGGAGAAAUUUGAAGAGCUUAACAGUCUGUGCAACAACAACAACAACAAUAGCAGUUACACUGAUAACUAUAGGUCCUUCGAUGAACUUGAAGCCGUCUAUGAAGGUGAAAACCCUAAGACAUCAGCUGAGAUGGAAAUAACUAGCGAAGGAGGUGGGAAGGUGACAAUGAAUUUGGAGGACAAUUCAGGUACAGAAACCUUGGUGAACCCACCUGUCGAAAACAAAUACGUGGUCAAGAAAUCAAAAGUAAAGAAGAGAAGAAGGUCUCAUAAGUUCGAAUUGCUGAAGAACUUCUGUGAAGAAAUUGUAAACAAGAUCAUGGCCCAACAAGAAGAGCUGCAGAGCAAGCUCCUGGAAGGCAUGGAAAGACGAGAGGAGGAAAGAUUUGCUAGAGAAGAAGCAUGGAGGAAGCAAGAAAUGGUUAGGAUUAACAGGGAGAUUGAAAUUAGGCAACAUGAGCAAGCCGUUGCACGCGAUAGAGAAGCUACCAUCAUUGAGCUCCUGAAGAAAUUCACAACAGGUCCAUCUCAUCAGAACCUUAGUCUCUUAAACGAAGAUCUUUAUAAGACAACAAACAAGCAGAACAGACUCACUUCGCCUUCAUCAUCAAGUCCAGCACAGAUAUCAGAAGAAUCGACCCAGUUCAACCUUAAAGAGAUCAGUUCAUCUACUAACCCAAAUCUACCUUCUUCGUCUUCUCAAGUACCAGUACCCCAAAACCACCCAGACUCCAGUGUCUGUCAGACCAAUCCAAUAGUACCCUCUUCUUCUACUCUAGCAAUGGGUCCCCAAAACCCUAAUUCCAAAACGAGCCAAAACAAUACAGUACUACCCACUUCAUCGACUGCAGUUCUGCCCCAUCAAAACCCUAAUUCGACAUCCAGUGAUAGAGAAGAUCAUGGCAAGAGAUGGCCAAGAGAUGAAGUGAACUCACUGAUAAACCUGAGGUGCAACCUCUACAGCAGCAUUGAAGAUAAGGAGGGAGCAAAGGUUCCUUUAUGGGAGAGAAUCUCACAAGGAAUGUUGGAGUUGGGUUACAAGAGGAGUGCGAAGAAGUGCAAAGAGAAAUGGGAGAACAUAAACAAGUACUUCAGGAAAACCAAAGGUGCAAACAAGAAGCGGUCUCCUGACUCAAAAACAUGUCCUUACUUCCAUCAACUGAGAAGUUUGUACAACCAAGGCACACUCAUUGUACCCUCUGGAGGACCUGAAAACCAUUCCAGUUCUCCAGAAAAUCGAUUGGGAUCGCCGGAAACCCGCUUCCGGUCCUCUCAGUGUGGUUUUAAUGAAGCAACUAUGCAUGAUGAUGAAGGUGAGAGGAACCAGCAGCUGGGUCAAGUACCCGCCUUAGAUUUUGAAUACUAAACAGAUGCACAUUCAUGUAAGCACAAAUGAAGUAUUGCGAUUUGCGACAACACAAUCCCUGAUUGAUAUCUGUUCAAGGUGGGGGUCCAUCACAUGACAAUGUUUACAGAGAUGUAGGUACGUGUAUGGCCAAUGCAAAGAUAAUUCCAAAACAUGAAGGGACGAUUUUUCGUCCAAACUCGGUUUGGUUAUAUGGAGGGACGGUCCAGAUGCAUCUGUACAGUAUUCAAAGUCAAGGAUUCAAACAUUGGCAUCGUACUUGUUGGCUUUCUAAUAAAUCCUUUGUGUGAGACAAGAGAAUAAUGUGCUUUCACUGCUUUCAUGCCAUGCAGAGAGAGGAGAGGACUUUUGAGUUAAGACCACUCGUUGGUUGGUUGCUUCCUUCUUAUUAAGUGGCUGAUGCUGAGAAGUCAAUGUGAUUAGGUAAUAACAUCCAUCACAAAGCUAGUCGUCGUACUGUGUCGGUUUCAAUCUUCUUUUCCAGGUACAUACAUGGUUUGGUUGGGCCCUACUAGAGCAAGAAUUGGGGACCACCCAUUUGAUCUAAAUUAACGAUACCUUGAAAUAGACGGCUGAUGUGAUGACCCACAAUGCAUGCUUAUCCAGGUGAUCAAUCCAUUUCUUCCUCUCUGUGUGUUUACGCUUUAAUUUUAUUUUAUUUAUGGAAUUAUGGGAGAGAGGAGUUCCGGAGUUAAAUCGGUUCCAGACUUCCAGUUCCAAUUCCACCACCCUCCUCAAAAUCAGUGAAGUAGUUCUCUCCCCCAAGUCCCAACCAAAACAAAGAGUUGGCUUUGUCUCACACGUCUGCUGUAUGAGCUUAAUUCUGUUUCUUACUUUCUUCCUAGUGAGUGACCAAUGGGAUGGUCAUGGUCCCACCCCACCAUAUCUAUGGGUGGUCUACACCAGAUUAUAAGAGAAGAGCAAACUUAUCUCUGAUCAAGAAAUGCUAGCUACACUCCAACUUUGACUCAACUGUGGACUACUCUGUUUCUUCUUCAAUUCAUCACAGUGAUAUCUUCCUUCUUUGAUAUGUGCAGACAUACGGCCGGACUUGACUGGUAAUUCACAUUUUCAAAUGUAUUUCCAUCCCACUCCAAACUCCAAAGACUCCAAACACAGCCCAAGAAAAUUACCCAAACAACCCCCCUUAACAAAUGUGUUGUGCAAGGAGUAGUUGAUCUGAGUCAUUCACUGACCCUCUUCCAUCUUCCAUGGGUUUCCACUCGUAAGACUGGACCAUUGAUAAAACCCCACAUCAGCUCUUACACGCGCAUCUCACGUGAUGAACUUUUGGUACGAAAGUGGGAUCCACUCUUAUAAGGACAUUAAUGCCCCCUCACAUGCAUUGGAAUUGAUGUAGGCCCCUUUUUUUUAUUGUCUACUAGUGAGCUCGGUUGUUUAAAUGAGAUGCAUCGAGUAAGCAGACAAAUGUGGGGCUGUCACAAUAAAAUGAGGCAGGCCAAGAGCUUAUGU
Messenger RNA from Nelumbo nucifera (sacred lotus), 3400 nucleotides. RefSeq names its product trihelix transcription factor GTL2-like. The record is from RefSeq and is a predicted model, not a curated record. NCBI's taxonomy places the organism in Eukaryota, Viridiplantae, Streptophyta, Magnoliopsida, Proteales, Nelumbonaceae.